Messenger RNA from Blepharisma stoltei, 1143 nucleotides. NCBI's taxonomy places the organism in Eukaryota, Ciliophora, Heterotrichea, Heterotrichida, Blepharismidae. The record is from the annotation of a GenBank genome assembly.
AUGGGAGAUAAGCCAAAAAGCAAAAAAUUCCCAAACGACUUUAGAAAAGACCCAAAAUUUUGCCAUCCCUUUCGAUUUCACAACCAACUCCCUAUGGUCCCAUGUGAGCAGAAACUCAUGGCUUAUCCCUUCGACCAAGACAGAUUUACAAAAUACUCCCUGACAUCUCUUGAGGCCAACUACACUCCUCCCCUACUCCUUCCCCUCGAUCUCGGAAUUCCAAUAGAUUUAAUUAACCCUGAGAUAUACAAUACACCGCCUGAUGCUGAGCUUCUCAAAGAAGACGCUGAACUACUCGAAGAGCCUAAAAAAGACAAAGAAGAAUCCAAGGCAAAUAAAUAUUCAGCAAGCAAUUCUUCGCUUUAUUUGAGAAAAUCCACUCUUCCAGCAGGGCCAAUUGUUUACUCCAACCCCACAGUCCAAGAAGAAGCCAAAAACGAAGCUGACGUUGAAGCUGAAUACGACACACAAACUUGGAUCAGCAAAAUUUGUUCUGCGUUUGAGAAAAAUGAAUUUGUGCACCCUACAAAGCCAGGCUUAAAAGCAGAAAAAGUCUACUCUGUUUUUCCUGACUUAUCAUAUAUUCAUACAGAGUUUGUGAUGUUUGUAUAUGAUGAAGAGCCACAUGAAAAAAAUAAAUUCACUGUGCUUAAAGAGCACGAAGACGAAGAAGCAGACCCAGUCAUGAGCAUUUAUGUAGAAGAAGAACCAGAAAAUACAGAAGAGAUGCAGGAGAAUGAGAAAUCAUUGGUGCAUUUAAGGAACUAUAAAUACUCUUAUUUCAAUGACCCCAAUCAAAAUGAUAUUUUAUUAUGAAUUGAUGAAGACAAAGGAGUCGCAGCUUAUGCACAAGUAGAAAACAAGCUGCAACUCAAAAAGAAAAAAGUGCCUAAAGGUAUCACAAGUGUAAGCACGAGUAAUCUCCCUUCAAAGCUCUUGAACAUGAAAAUCCGCGAUGAAAGGAAAUCUGAGAUUUUGGCUCGCAAAAAUAAAUUGCUGGAAUUUGAAUGUCCAUUAGAUCCUGGGAUGGAAAGUGAUAAGCUUGAAGAAAUGGCUGAAGAAAUGGACCAAGAAAAAGAAGAAAAAAUGAAUAUGUUUAAAAGACUGUUCGGAGGUGACGACAGUGAUGAAGAAAUGCUCUAG